GCGCGCUGCUCCGUGACCCAUCUCACUGAACAAAGGAUUCCUGUUCGCAGUCUCCAGACCUAAAAUGGCGUCAGUUCUCUCUCCCAACACCAUAGAGAUAAAGGAGAGGCCGAGUUAGAAAAAAGGCGGACGGGAAAGGCGAGUGGAUAGAGCGGCUGUCUUUAGCAUAAGGCCUCUCUGCCUAUCGCGGCACUCUGACUCGCUGGUCGUAGUUCUGAGGCUGGACGGAGCAAAAAGCUCGGCACUUGUCUGAUUAUGGCGACGGAGGAAGAGACUGAGAACUCUAAGAAGAUGUAUGGUGACAGUAUUACAGGCAUAUUCAUGUAGCAGUGCUAAAUACAGACAACAUACAUACCUAUCACGAUAUUCCAUACAGGGAAAAGUAAUACAACAUAGUGCUGUCCAGCUCAGAAAUGUGAUCUACCUGAUGCCAUCAGAGACCACUUGUAAAUCCAACAGAAUAAGAGGAAGCAUACUUUGUCCAAAGUCAAGCAUUGUUCAUUCUUUCUUUAUUUCCAUUUUGCACGAUAGUAAUGGUUUUCACAGUCCCUUGCAUUCUGGAGAUAGUAUUAAUUGAUUAUUCAAAUGACUGAGUCCUUUCUGCAGGAAAUGCUGGAGAUCCAAAAAAUUCCUUGUGCUCGACAGUCAUUUCUUUAUGGAAUAUUGGGUGGUCUGGGUAUAGGGCUUGGACACUUUUUGGCAACUAGCAAAGUGAGACGAGCCUAUAACUUGGGAGUAGGAGGUUUUUUCGUGACAACGUUAGGAUACUGGUUCUAUUGUAGAUAUAAUAAUGCAAAACAAAGGUUUCAGCAACGUAUGAUUCAAGAAGCAAUAAAAAACAAGAUACUGUUUGAAGGUACUGAGUUUGAUCCCACAACGAAGACAGAAACAAACCAUGAAAAAAGCCGUUAGUUUUGGCAAUGUUAUUAAAAUAUUUUGUACUGAUUAUGUAUAACUACAGUAUGAACAUUACUGUAAUCUGAUAAAGUAUUUCUUUUACUGU
This is a messenger RNA of Python bivittatus (Burmese python), 1003 nucleotides long. RefSeq names its product cytochrome c oxidase assembly factor COX20 (gene COX20). The record is from RefSeq and is a predicted model, not a curated record. Lineage: Eukaryota; Metazoa; Chordata; Lepidosauria; Squamata; Pythonidae. Gene Ontology annotation, biological process: mitochondrial respiratory chain complex IV assembly. Gene Ontology annotation, cellular component: mitochondrion; mitochondrial inner membrane.